GUGGUGAAAGUGGAGUUUGUAAUUAGGCUUAUAAAAAGGAGGUGGAGGUAGGAAAGGCCAUACAUUUUCAGUAGGUUGUGGAGAACCCUUAUCUUUGUUUCCCCUCUUUCUCUCUAUUUUUUGGUGUCAGGAUUUCUCUGUUUCUCUCACCUUAUCUAUCUAUCCCUCUUCUUCAAGAAACAAAGCCGCCUCUACCUCUGUCUCUCUCACUCUCUACUGUUUGCUUCUAAUACUUUGCUUGGAGCAAACAUAUUCACCUCACACUACUAGUCACAACCCAUUUACCAAAAUGACGUCUUUUAUAGGCGUCUCAUCCAUUUACCAAACUCCCACUCUGGAACUCUAUAGAAGAACAACCCCAACAACAGCAGCCACUAAAGACAACAAGUCCCUUCUUCACUUCAACUAUGUUCUCAAAGCCUAUUACAACACCAACCAAACCCAUAAGCCUCACCACUCUCUCAGUUUGGUUCCCUCCGCUAUUGCCACUUCUAAUUCCUCAGUCCUCAGUGAAGAGGCUUUCAAAGGCCUCGGUGCUCUCGAUGCUUAUUACGAUGACGAUGACGAUGACAACAAUAAUUCUUCCGGCGCUGCUACUUCUACUUCUCCUGAGGACGACCAUGAGCUCGCCGUUUCCGAACUGGGCUUGCCUCAACGCCUUGUUCAAUCCCUUCACACACGUGGCAUUACUCACCUCUUCCCCAUUCAAAGAGCUGUUUUAGUCCCUGCACUAGAAGGUCGAGAUAUCAUUGCUCGUGCAAAGACUGGGACUGGGAAGACAUUAGCCUUUGGGAUCCCAAUUAUUAAACAACUUACUGAAGAGGAUGAACAAAGAGGCUCUCAUAGGCGGUCUGGUUCUCUUCCUAGAGUUCUGGUUCUUGCACCUACACGUGAGCUAGCAAAGCAAGUUGAAAAAGAGAUUAAAGAGUCUGCACCUUAUUUAAAUUCUGUUUGUGUUUAUGGAGGGGUUUCUUAUGUGACACAGCAGAAUGCACUUUCCCGUGGAGUUGAUGUGGUUGUUGGAACUCCUGGUCGAAUAAUUGACCUGAUAAAUGGUGGCAGCCUCAAACUAGGGGAAGUUCAAUUUUUGGUCCUUGAUGAAGCUGAUCAGAUGCUUGCAGUUGGUUUUGAGGAGGAUGUGGAAGUAAUUUUAGAAAAGCUUCCAUCUAAGCGCCAGAGCAUGCUUUUCUCCGCCACUAUGCCUGGUUGGGUGAAGAAAUUGGCACGGAAAUAUUUGGACAAUCCAUUGACCAUUGAUUUGGUUGGUGAUCGAGAAGAAAAGCUUGCAGAAGGGAUCAAGCUCUUUGCUCUAUCAGCCACUGCAACUUCAAAGCGGACCAUUCUUAGUGAUCUUAUAACAGUUUAUGCUAAAGGUGGGAAGACCAUUGUUUUCACACAGACGAAACGUGAUGCCGAUGAAGUCUCAAUGUCAUUAACAAAUAGCAUAGCUUCUGAGGCAUUGCAUGGAGAUAUAUCUCAGCAUCAGAGGGAGAGAACAUUAAAUGGUUUUCGACAAGGGAAAUUUACGGUGCUUGUUGCCACUGAUGUUGCAGCUCGUGGACUCGAUAUCCCCAACGUUGAUCUAGUUAUUCACUAUGAACUUCCCAAUGAUCCAGAGACUUUUGUGCAUCGCUCUGGUCGUACCGGACGAGCAGGAAAGGAAGGUAAUGCCAUUCUGAUGUUUACUAGUAGCCAGAGGAGAACGGUCAGAUCCCUUGAGCGUGAUGUGGGCUGUAAGUUUGAGUUUGUUAGUGCACCAGCUGUUGAAGAAGUUUUGGAGUCAUCUGCUGAGCAUGUAGUUGCUACUCUUAGUGGAGUUCAUCCUGAAUCUGUAGAGUUUUUCACCCCAACUGCACAAAAAUUGAUUGAAGAAAAGGGAAUAGGCGCUCUUGCUGCUGCACUAGCACAAUUGAGUGGAUUCUCCCGACCUCCUUCAGCCCGAUCUCUCAUCAAUCAUGAGCAGGGAUGGGUUACAUUGCAACUGACUCGAGAUCCAGCUUAUUCUAGUAGAUACCUGUCUGCUAGAUCCGUCACUGGCUUUCUUUCGGAUGUUUAUCCAGCAGCUGCUGAUGAAGUUGGAAAGAUUUAUAUAAUUGCAGAUGAAAGGGUUCAAGGAGCAGUUUUUGAUCUUCCAGAGGAAAUUGCAAAGGAGUUACUGAAUAGGCAAACACCACUUGGAAACACACUCUCCAAGAUCACCAAGUUGCCUGCUCUGCAAGAUGAUGGGCCUGCAAGUGAUUCCUAUGGCAGGUUUUCUGGUAGGGAUCGGAAUAAUAGACGAGGAUCUCGAGAUAGGGGAGGUUUUAGAACAUCACGGGGUUGGGGCAGUGGCCGAGGCUCUGAUAGUGAUGAUGGUUUAUUUAAGAGUAGUAGUCGAAGUUUUAGAUCUGACAACAGCUGGUCACGAAAUUCAAAAAGCAGUGGGGAUGAUUGGCUAAUUGGAGGUAGACGAUCAAACACUAACAGGUCAUCAUCCCGGGACAGAAGCUUUGGAGGUUCGUGUUUUAAUUGUGGCCGGUCUGGGCACAGGGCAUCAGAAUGCCCAAGCAAGCAAGACUAUUAAUUGUGCCCAAGCCUACAUCGGGUUUUUUUUCCUUAAGUGGGCCGGAACUCAGAAGCUGCUGCUGCUUGGAAUUGUUUUGGAUAAUUUCUUUACAUGGUAUGUUCAAUAGGUCCUUAGAGAUUGAUAGAUGCUACUAAAAGUUAUAGGAAUCGACUUUGUACUGCUCUCUCUCUCUCUCAUGUAGUGUUUUCGGUCGUUCUGUUUUAAGAUUUUGUUCCGUUUAAAGUUUUUGCUAGAUAUGUGUAAAACUUAUAUCUUUAUUCAAUCUCUUGGCACUGAUGACAUUUACCAAGAAUAGAGAUUUCUUUUGUUGUGUUCUGCAUUAUUUGAA
Quercus lobata is the source of this 2894-nucleotide messenger RNA. RefSeq names its product DEAD box RNA helicase (RH3). Gene Ontology annotation, molecular function: RNA binding; RNA helicase activity; zinc ion binding. The record is from RefSeq and is a predicted model, not a curated record. Gene Ontology annotation, cellular component: cytosol. NCBI's taxonomy places the organism in Eukaryota, Viridiplantae, Streptophyta, Magnoliopsida, Fagales, Fagaceae. The transcript has 10 exons. The coding region runs from base 290 to 2563 and encodes 757 amino acids.